Messenger RNA from Penicillium soppii, 291 nucleotides. RefSeq lists its product as uncharacterized. The record is from RefSeq and is a predicted model, not a curated record. The transcript has a single exon. Bases 1 to 291 code for a protein of 96 amino acids. NCBI's taxonomy places the organism in Eukaryota, Fungi, Ascomycota, Eurotiomycetes, Eurotiales, Aspergillaceae.
AUGGUGGGAGAAACUUGGAAAUCUUCAAUGAUACAUAACAUACCUAACUGGUUCCAGCCUCAAUCCGCCAAUACGACCGCAACUGAGGAGAGAUAUCAGCCAUGGCAGGCGAUGCAGGAAGUCCAAAACCUGUUCAAACCUGAGAUGCCUGUCGCUCAUGAUGCAAACGCCGAUCUUGCUGCCGACACCGAGUCCAACAAGACUGAAGACGAGCCUUUGAAGCUCAAUUUGCUCAGGGCCCAAUUCAAUUCCGCGAAAUCCAAUAUUGCGAAUGUGGAGGAGCAACACUGA